CUCCAAGCCGCUCACAGCGACAUUCCGGUCCGCAGCAGUCCGAGCGAAGUCCCGCUGAAGGAAGCCAGGAAGGAGGAGCAGGAAUGGCGUCGUUUUGGAGCCUCUCUCCGCGUCUCCUCUGCGCCUUUCUUCUGCUUUAUCUCUGCGGAUUUGGGAAUAGCAGUUUGGGAAACAAGAAAAACAACCAGGACAAAUGCACACUCAAGGUGGCGGCAGGCUUGGAUAGCUCGCGAAAACUUCCUGUUACCUUCAAAACUGACAACUGUUCAUUGUCGUAUCCGGUGGGUAAAUAUGUGAUCCACGAGGUGAUGGAUGUCUCCUUCUCCCAUCUCUCCUGUGAAGACCAGGCCGCGGUGGUCGUGCACUGGAACGCAAGUCCUCUCGGAAUUGAACAUAUUAAAGGGUUCAGGGUUUAUCUGGAAGACAAGAAUCCAGAAAGAAAACAGUGUCAACACCUGAUCCUCAAAGAGCCGCGGCAACUCAACUACACCUACAAGAGCAUGAGGUUGAGCAGUCAGCCGUUCACCAGUCUCUCCUUUGACACAGAUUACAUGAUCCGAGUUGUGCCUUUUCCCUCUCUGAUGAACGAGAGCUUCUUUCCUCCAUCUUUCCUUCGAACCAACUCCUGUGAGGUGCUGUUGGGAGCUGAGAGCCUCGUGUGUAAACCCUUCUGGAAGCCCAAGUCCUUGAAUGUGUCUCAGUUUGGCUCUAACCUCCAUGUGACCUUUGAUCCCGCCCCCUCGACCUUUCAUCUCAGUGUGUACUACUUUUACUAUAAACUGAGACAGGACGGACCCUUCAAGAUGCAGCGCUGCAAACCAGAUCUGAACCAGCCCAGAACCACCUGUAUCCUCUAUGACGUCACUCCUGGAACCUACAGCAUCGAGCUCAGAGACGACAGCAAUGUGACAAGGAGACAGACACAAUUCCAUGUCAGUCAAG
Periophthalmus magnuspinnatus is the source of this 942-nucleotide messenger RNA. RefSeq names its product interleukin-17 receptor D-like. The record is from RefSeq and is a predicted model, not a curated record. The transcript has 9 exons. The annotation marks the transcript as partial. Gene Ontology annotation, molecular function: protein binding; interleukin-17 receptor activity. Lineage: Eukaryota; Metazoa; Chordata; Actinopteri; Gobiiformes; Gobiidae.